Messenger RNA from Trichogramma pretiosum, 2741 nucleotides. It is a transcript of the gene trc, whose product is annotated as serine/threonine-protein kinase tricorner. Gene Ontology annotation, molecular function: ATP binding; protein serine/threonine kinase activity. The transcript has a single exon. Gene Ontology annotation, biological process: peptidyl-serine phosphorylation; intracellular signal transduction. The record is from RefSeq and is a predicted model, not a curated record. Bases 957 to 2537 code for a protein of 526 amino acids. Lineage: Eukaryota; Metazoa; Arthropoda; Insecta; Hymenoptera; Trichogrammatidae.
GUGCUCGCUUAUACUGCUCUGCCUCGCUGUGUAGUGCCAAUGUGUGCAUGUGUAAGUUGCUGUACGUGCGCGAAUAUCAGCACUGCACACAGACAAAAGCUCUCGUGUACAAGUCGUCGUCGUCGUAGUCGCACGGCACUGCCUCGCUCUUCUGUACAGCAGCAGCAGCAGCAGUGUAACGUUACGUCUCCGCUCCAAGAAGAGGGGAGUACUGCUACUUUUCGCAGACUGCCUCGCUCUUUCUCUCUUUAUUGCACAUAGUCCGGAGAGAGCCUAUAUGCGCUGCGCGACUGAUAAAACAACAUAAAAGCAAUAUUUAAGUGUGUUAUAUAUCGAAUAAUCAGCCACCAUUUGACAAAUCGUGCGUCGACGCCAAGUACGCGAACUGUGACUGCCAAAGUGUUUUGCUGCUGCUUGCCUUUGCACAUCAAAUGGCAUGCGGGAAAAUCCGUCUGUACGACGUUGUAUUAUGCUGCUACUGCUGGAUCGCAGCUACGACGACGUAAGAAGCGAGACAAAAGGUAGCUCGUCCUGGACUAGCUACGCGAUUCGCUCAUCAUCCUCGUCGUCUCCGUCGUGAGACAUCGCCAUCGGCUAAACAUUAAUUACGUUCGUUUAUGAUUUUUAUGCGUAUCAUCAUCAUCGCCAACGCACCACUCGGCACUUCAGCAGGAAUGCCACUGAAUCUGACUUGAGUCUCUCUCUGUCUCUCUUUCUCUCUCUCUCUCUCUCUCUACUACUUAUAAUAAUAUUAUACACUUUAUCGCGAAACUUUCGCUCGGCUCUGUCGUAAUUCAGCUAAAUCCAGUUCUACGACUUAGUCGUAAGUGUACUCGUCGAUUUGAGUAUUUAUACUGUGAGCUACGUUGAUUGUUGAAAAAAUCCUACUCUAGCUUGAGAGAACCUGCGCAAGCGGGCGACAGCUAAAACAAUAACAAUAAUAAUUUGUGUUUACAAUGAGCGAAGACGUGACUAAUCUCGAGGCGAGACAUCAAUUACACACACAUGUGUCUGAUGUAUUGGACAAUGAGCCACAACAGCAGCAGUUUCAACAGCCACAGCAGCAGCAACAACAUCACUCUCCUGUGCAAAGUAACAACGCCAACAACUGUGUUAAUUCAAAUUUUGAUGGUAUACUCGACAUGUCUGCCCCAGAGAAUAGCAUAAGAUUUCGUGGCCACACGCUAGACAAGGCUACAAAGGCAAAAGUGACACUGGAAAAUUACUACAGUAAUCUCAUACAUCAGCAUAUAGAGCGUAAGCAAAGAUUAGCAAAGCUUGAAGAGUCUCUGAAAGAUGAAGCUUUGACAGAGCAACAGCGACAGGAAAAACGCUUGCAGCAUGCACAAAAGGAGACAGAGUUCUUGCGACUUAAACGUUCCAGGCUUGGUGUCGAAGAUUUUGAACCUCUUAAAGUUAUCGGUAGGGGUGCUUUUGGUGAAGUUCGUUUAGUUCAAAAAAAAGACACUGGACAUGUUUACGCCAUGAAGAUCCUACGCAAAGCUGACAUGCUUGAAAAGGAACAGGUGGCUCAUGUAAGAGCUGAGCGAGAUAUUUUGGUAGAAGCAGAUCACCAGUGGGUAGUUAAAAUGUACUACAGUUUCCAAGAUCCAAUUAAUUUAUACUUAAUCAUGGAAUUCUUACCUGGAGGUGAUAUGAUGACCCUUCUAAUGAAGAAAGACACCUUGUCAGAAGAAUGUACUCAAUUUUAUAUAGCCGAAACAGCCUUAGCUAUUGACUCUAUACAUAAGCUUGGUUUUAUACAUAGAGAUAUCAAGCCAGAUAAUCUCUUACUGGAUGCUCGUGGUCACAUUAAAUUGUCAGAUUUUGGAUUGUGUACUGGUUUGAAAAAAUCUCAUCGAACUGACUUUUAUAGAGAUUUGAGUCAAGCUAAACCUUCAGAUUUUAUGGCUUCUUGCAGCGUUGGAAGUGGUGGUGCAAUAGAUAGUAAAAGGCGAGCUGAAAGUUGGAAGAAAAACAGGAGAGCAUUAGCAUAUAGUACAGUAGGUACCCCAGAUUAUAUAGCACCAGAAGUGUUUCUUCAAGCAGGAUAUGGGCCAGCUUGCGAUUGCUGGUCUCUGGGUGUGAUCAUGUAUGAAAUGCUGAUUGGCUAUCCACCAUUUUGUAGUGAAAAUCCUCAAGAAACUUAUAAAAAAGUUAUGAACUGGAGGGAGACUUUGAUAUUUCCUCCAGAAGUACCAAUAAGUGAAGAAGCUAAAGAUACAAUAAUUAAAUUUUGCUGUGAAGCUGACAGAAGAUUAGGAUCACAGCGUGGCAUAGAAGAAAUUAAAUUGGCACCGUUCUUCAGAGGUGUCGACUGGACAUAUAUUAGAGAAAGACCAGCUGCAAUUCCAGUUGACGUAAAAUCAAUAGACGAUACAUCUAAUUUCGAUGAUUUCCCAGAUGUCAAAUUAGAAAUAACAGCACCUCCUACACCACAGGAUGGAGAAACAAUAUACAAAGAUUGGGUCUUCAUUAAUUACACUUUCAAGAGAUUUGAAGGCCUGACCCAGCGUGGUGCAACUAAUAAGAAAUAACUAUUGCCUGUAACAAGCGUGUAAAACAAAUAUACAUAUUACAUAGUAAAAGUGAACACUACCUUUUAUCGAAUGCAAAUUAUUUUUCGCGAUUGCCAUUUGUAGCAUUAAUUAUAAGAGAUGUACAAUAGAAAAUAUUAAUAUAAAUGUAAAAAACAAAAAUAAAAACGACAAAAUUUUAAAGUUAUAUAAAACUAUCCAAUU